AUGUAUCCAAGUUGGGCAUAUAAAGUAGGUGCAAGAUGGGUAUCUGAUCAUAAUACUUUAUUUGGGGGGAAUAACUCAAUCCCAAAGCCAACAAAUGUUCCAUUCAGAGCACUCAAGGUGUGGAAGAAUCAUUCUGGUUUCCUACCACUUAUUAAAGAUUCAUGGAGUAAAGCAGUAAAAGAAGAGGAAAUACCGAACUAUACCAUUGCAUCAGACCAAGAACCAGAAAAUACUAUACUCUUAAAUAAGUUGGUAACUGCAAGAGGGAAGUUGGAAGUUCUUUCUCAACAACAAAAAGACAUCAUUCAACAAAAAUCAAGAGUAAUGUGGCUUAAAGAUGGAGCUUCAAAUACUAAAUUCUUUCAUGUUAAUAUGAAAGUAAGACAAGCUCAGAACAUGAUAGUAGAGUUAGAAGAUGAUGAUGGAAACAUAAUAACUUCACAGAGAGAUAUUGCUUCAAAUCUUGUUGCCCAUUCUGAAGAACAGUUCAAAUUCCAGGAGGUGGAGAUAAAUCAUCAAUUUUUGGAUGUAAUUCCAAAAGUAGUAAAUACUGAAGAUAAUAAAAUGCUAGAAUCAACUCCUUCUAAGGAAGAAAUUAAAACAACUAUUUUUGAUCUCAAUAUAGAGAGUGCACCGGGACCAGAUGGAUUUGCAGGGUGGAUUUAUAGAUAUGCUUGGGAAAUUAUUGGUAAAGAUCUCACUGAUGCAAUUCAAUACUGCUGGAGAAGAAGUUUUAUCCCUGAGGGACCAAAUGCAAAUUUCCUUAAGCUGAUACCAAAAACCAACAAUGCAAAAAAGGCAAAGAAAUAUAGACCUAUUGGAUUAAUGAAUUUCAGCUUCAAGAUUUUUAAAAAAAUUUGGGUUACAAGGCUGGGGAGCAUAAUUCAUAAAAUGGUUUCACCACAAUAA
This is a messenger RNA of Papaver somniferum (opium poppy), 909 nucleotides long. RefSeq lists its product as uncharacterized. The transcript is spliced from 2 exons. Lineage: Eukaryota; Viridiplantae; Streptophyta; Magnoliopsida; Ranunculales; Papaveraceae. The coding region runs from base 1 to 909 and encodes 302 amino acids. The record is from RefSeq and is a predicted model, not a curated record.